GGGUUGCGUCCUCGAUAAUCAUGAAGGCUAUGUUCCGCAGUGCGAGCAUGUACGGCCCUUAUAAUCCUCAGUGAUCGCUGGCGGAUUCGACCUAUAAAGUGGGCCAGCCUCGAAUCAGCACAUAUCAGUGGCAAUGACCGCUUACUGCUGCACUAUAAUAUUGCUCAAUUUAGCUUAUAUUAGUGCAUUUCAAGAUCACACCGGCUGCUUUGCGUCGCACAAAAACGUCCGCGUAACCUGUGUAAAACCUGCAGAAAAUCGGACUUUAUCUUCUGUUAACGAGUGCGAAGAAUUCUGUCUAACACUACCGAAAGUGUGCAGAACGGCUCAAUUUGAUGCUGGCGGAAAAACCUGCGAGAUAUUUUCUUCUCCUCCUCUAAUUGGCUUGGCUCCAAUCCAAAGUGGGCGUCGACACUAUCGCGAUGUUCAAAGUCAUUACACAAUUGAAAAAUGCGCCCCCGCUUUGCAACCAUCAGUUGGAAGCAUUUACCUCAUUCCCAAGGAGGAGUGCUUUGGAAAAUCAGAAAAACCGAACGACUCAAAUUCUCCAGUAAUUGGGAACGUCAUUCCGUCUGAGGAGAAAUCCUUCGGCGGCGAAUUUGGUCUACAACUGAAGCCUCCUCGAAAUCCACUUUCAGCGAUACCAGUUGAGAUCCUUCCGAUAGUGCCGGACUGUCCUAUAGGAGAGAAGGCACGAGUUCAGGUUAUAGAUGGCGUGGAGGUAGUUUCGUCGGCAUCGGUCACUUUCACGACAAACACACCGGAAACUUGUGUUCACGCUUGCAUGACGAGCAGUUAUCCCGAUGCAACACGACUUCCUCUACUCUGCCGCUCUGCACAGUAUGAUCGUCAAUCUUCCAAAUGUUUCCUUUAUCCCGAUGCUGUGAAUCCGAACGGAUAUCUGGAGUACAAACCCAAUGUCGAUGUUUUAUAUACUGAAAAAAUCUGCAUCUCCGAUCUUUUGCUUCCAAUAUCAUGUGACGAGAUCUUUCGACGUAUCCCUCAGCAUAUCCUGUUUGGUCACGCAUCCGAGAUUGUUACUGCAACGAGUGAAGAAGAGUGCAUACGGGAGUGCAUACAGGCAAAGGUCAAGAGAAAUAUUGAAUGUCACUCGCUUCUGCAUUAUGCGGAUGUUCCAAUUUCAAACUGUAUACUGAAUGUCCAGACGAGGCUAACAAGGCCAGAAUAUUUCGUCCCUGAAUUAGAUGACAAGGUUGACUAUGUACAGCUACCUGAAUGUGCAAAAAAGACUGGCCAAGGUCAUGCAAGUGCUGUUAAUGGGAGAAGUCGAAGCAUGAUAGUUGACAAUAAAGGGAUUGAGAAAAAGAGCUGGGGUCUUCCACAUGGUGUAGGGUCCGUAGAAUCAGAAUGGUCUGAAUGGACCAACUGCGAUCAAAAAACUAGUGUACGCAGACGUGAACGGCUUUGUAGCGAUUGCUUGGAAAAAGUACAGACACAACCAUGCUUCUCAAACGAGGGCUUCGAGAAUGCCAUAAACACGUUCAUAGAAGAACAGAAUGACACGCCUGAUACCACACAAACAAUGGAAGUGAAUGGAGAAAGUCCAAAGGCAAAUGUCAUUCCAUUCCCACUGAGCACGGUACUAUCGGAGAAUAAUGCAACAACAGAGCUUGAAUUCUUCGGCCCUCCGUUCGACAAUCGUUCACCAACGGCAUGGAAAUCUGCUUUCCGGAGAUUUUGAAGAAGUAUAUUAAGUUGUUAUUUACAGCGAGAUUGAAAUUGUGCUCGCAUCUCUGGUUUCUCACAACUUGGUUUGAUGUAAGCAGACCAUUCCAUGUACCUAAUAAAAAAAC
Molecule: messenger RNA, 1814 nt
Organism: Cylicocyclus nassatus
Lineage: Eukaryota; Metazoa; Nematoda; Chromadorea; Rhabditida; Strongylidae
Source: the annotation of a GenBank genome assembly